UUGCUUUUCGAAGCUCACGCGCGAACGGUUCGAGUACGUGCGUGUGCUCCGAUCGAGAAACGCACGUGAAGAUCACAGUCGAUUAUCCUUCGUGGUCGAUACGGUGUGCUCUCAAGAUACCUCCCAGUCAUCGUGAUCGCUGACACUCACUUCAAAGCGACGACGCUGGCCGCGAUCCUCGUUUCCGCGGCGACGGAGAUGGGCAAACUUUUAUUCUGAAUAAUAAAUAACGAAUAACUAACCAAAACAAACUUUAAGAGAUUGAAUAGUUCAAUCUUUGUUUGCUUACUGUGGAUUAAUUCGUUCUGUAAUUCAGACUGUAAUUUUUAUUCUGUUACGAGAUCGUACAGUUUGCAUCCAGAUAAGAGCUUUGCCCAUUUUUGGUGGAUCGUCGGAUCCGUCGACGGACUCGCCCGUUGGCGAUUUCGAAGCAUGCUCGCGUCUCUUUGAGGUCAAGGAGAAUAACGGAGAGAAAGGCGGGAGUGCAAGUUAAACUGUGCGAGGAAAGCCGAAGCGGAAGGAUCUGCGCGGGGUCACGGAGAAAGAUGUGGCAGUUAACAUUUUGGACGUAUUUUCUGCUGAUCGCGUUAUCGCUAGCGCCGGUCCAAAGGGUCGUAGGAUGCUCUUGCAUGCUGAGCCAUCCCCAAAAGCUGUUCUGCGUUUCAGAUUAUGUCGCCGUGGUGAGAGUGAGGAUGGCGAUGCCCGUGAACGAGCACGAGAUCGCCUACAACGUGAAAGUCAAUAAAGUCUUCAAGGAGCGGAACAACCUGAAUCCAGUCGACUUCCCCAAGAAAGAGUUUUUAUGGACGGCGUCGACGGACGGCAUGUGCGGCGUUCACCUCAAAGUUGGCGACACUUACGUCGUGGCUGGGGUAAUAAUCGGAGGACAAGUGCGUAUAUCAAUUUGUGGCUUGGCGAUGCGGUGGUCUGAGGUGACCAGCAGACAGAGGAAAGGCUUCAGAGGCCUCUAUCAUCGCGGCUGUGUGUGCGAGAUCGAUUACACACCUUGGUGGAAAAAGGGGGCCGUUCUGGAAAGCGCAGGAAGGAAGCGAUGUUUAUGGGAGAGCGCGCCAGGUCCUCAAGAUUGCCAAGAAAAAUACGGAGUGUGCGUGGCAGGGCCAGGUGGAUGCUCUUGGACUCCAUCUGUACCUUACAAGAAUUGCAUCAAGGAACACCAGCGGAAACGCGAGCAACAAAGGUUGCGAGAACCUUAAGAUCUUCCCUCCGCGUGCAGUUGCUGAUCCUUCUGUUAGAAGUUGCUCGUGGCACCCUUCGACACAACUGUACACGUUAAUUUCGUAAGAUUCCUAACGGCGAUCGCCGUUGAUUGUGCGAAGGAGCGUCUGAAACGCAGCACACCGUAUCGCGCGAGUCGAAAAAUUAAUGCUCUUUGUUUGGACGCGCUUAUUUAUUUGCAACGAAACACGUAAAGCGUAAUACAUCGCCAAUAUUCUCCGAAAGAACUUGCCGUCGAGUAAAUUGGAUGCACGUUUAUUUAUUCGGAGAGAAUGGCAUUAAUUUAUUGACCAACGGUCACGUUUCUAUCAUCGUGUCGCGUUCUAUUUAUUGCGUCGUUUAUUGCGUUCUACCAAGCGGUGUCAAUUCGGAAGGUUGCGUCGACGAGUGCAAUAGACGUUGGCGAAUAAACACGAGGUAGCGAACCGAAUGGUUAGAAUGCUGACGUUUAAAGUUUCGUACAAUUUGCUGACGAAUACUUGAAGCUGCUUGCAUUUCCUCGACGUAUUAUUCCAUUGCGAAGCGCAUAGCAUCGAGCUGAAUCUUUCUCGCUUAAUUAGACGCCGUUAUGAUUUAUUUCCUCGAUACGGACCUCACUGCUUUUAAUAUUCGAACGAUCAAAGGCGUAAAGUGCAUUUACUCGAUACUCGAGUCGGUUACGUUCGAGAAGAAUUAUUCAUAAAAAGGUCUUCAUCCCCUGAAUACCUUCAGGGGAGUUUUCAAUCUUCCAUCUCAGCCGAUGCUGUUAACCUCGUUUCGUUUAGUUCAAUAAUUCUUGCAGGUUCGAUAGUAACGUAAAUGGAUGUACGUAAAAGCUGAAAUAGUAAGAGCAACGAGCAUUUUCAACAUCGAUUGGCCCACCCCCCCUUAGCUGUACAUAUAGGCUACUAAUGUAUAUUACGCAUUCUUAAAUUAUUCUCAUUUAUUGUUUCGUUGUACGUAGCUUUGUCUUAUUCGCGUAAGAAGCUGCUGACGUGUAUUUAAUUUCGGAUGCAGCCUUGCACGAAUCUCUGAAUACUGAAAAGAUACAGUAUCGAAUAUGACGCUCCAGGGCUGAUAGCGUUACAAUAAUGACGCAGAGUAGAUAUCGUUGUAAAAUUUGUUUUUUCCCCCCCUUUUUUUUGUGUUAUUUCAUUAUUCAGAGAGUGCAGCUGCUGAGCGUCGUAUUACGAAUGUCGUAACCGAUUAAGUUCUCUGUAUCCAAUACGAAACCCUGGACGUGGGUAGAAAUUUAGUACAAACCACUAAACGCGCGAUAUGACGGGAGUUAGUCGGCAUUUCCUAGCACGAAAACGCACGUUAACUCGUAACGACGUACUUUUAGCUUAGUUCUUCCAUUUGAUAACUUUUGUAAGUAUUAUAUACUACUUAAAUGAUGAGUAAUAAACGAGAAAUAUAUAUUUGUUCGUUCUCUAGACGA
Molecule: messenger RNA, 2656 nt
Organism: Hylaeus volcanicus
Lineage: Eukaryota; Metazoa; Arthropoda; Insecta; Hymenoptera; Colletidae
Gene: Timp
Product: metalloproteinase inhibitor 3
Exons: 6
Coding region: 546-1214 (222 amino acids)
Biological process (GO): negative regulation of membrane protein ectodomain proteolysis; negative regulation of endopeptidase activity
Cellular component (GO): extracellular matrix
Molecular function (GO): metalloendopeptidase inhibitor activity; protease binding
Source: RefSeq, a predicted model, not a curated record